This is a messenger RNA of Labrus mixtus (cuckoo wrasse), 1921 nucleotides long. RefSeq names its product mpv17-like protein 2. Gene Ontology annotation, biological process: mitochondrial ribosome assembly. The record is from RefSeq and is a predicted model, not a curated record. The transcript is spliced from 6 exons. Gene Ontology annotation, cellular component: membrane; cytoplasm. The coding region runs from base 150 to 806 and encodes 218 amino acids. Lineage: Eukaryota; Metazoa; Chordata; Actinopteri; Labriformes; Labridae.
GUUCAAUUUACUUUCUGUAAAAACCGGUGUAGUGUCAAAGUUAAGCAUGUUCGGACAGCGUUUCCUUUGCUGCAAUAACCGCGUUUCUCUUCUGUAAUUGUGAUAAGGAAUCAGAUGACAGUACUCUCACUUGCAGUCCAAACAUCAUCAUGCUUCCACCAGGGAGUAAAGAGUUUAUGGUCCGGAUACGGUUCUUCUGGCGUCCAUUGUUCCAAGGCAGGAACCUACUGCUCACAAACACACUGAGUGCAGGAGGCAUGCUGGCACUGGCAGACGUGCUGCAGCAGAGCCGGGAGACCCGCAAGGAGCCAGGCAGGGUCCGCAACUGGAAAAGGACAGGUCACAUGUUUCUGGUUGGCUGCUCCCUGGGUCCAAUGAUGCACUACUGGUACGGUUGGCUGGACAGAGUAUAUGUGGGCAACGCUCUGAAAACAGUCGGAAAGAAAGUGAUGGUGGACCAGCUGAUCGCCUCACCAACAAUGGCGUUAUGGUAUUUUGUGGGUAUGGAUGUCAUGGAGGGACACACUUUACCUGAGGCAUGGGCGGAGUUUAAAGACAAGUUCUGGGAACUCUAUAAGGCGGACUGGUGUGUUUGGCCUGCUGCUCAGAUGAUCAACUUCUACUUCCUGUCGCCCAAAUACCGAGUGUUGUACAUGAACUUUAUCACCUUAGGGUGGGACACGUACCUGUCCUACCUCAAACACAGAGUUGACAGCCCCCCAACUGCAGAGUCAUCAGACAGCAGUGAUGUUGAUGCACAGCAAGAGGGGCUCCCAGAAUCCAAACCUCUGGAACAGAAAGCGUAGAGAUGGAGUCGGUGCUUGUUGGUAAAACUCAAGGACAACAAAGUAUCUGCUGGUUUAGUCUGUUCAUACUGAUGGUUGGAGCUUUUAUGUGUGACUGUGUCUGUACUCAGAGGAUUUGUGGAUGAUGAAGUAGAAGUGCUGGAACACUUUGCCUUCAUGUCUGUAGAGUUUUAGUGUGUCUCCGUCCAGUGUGUUUGUUUAAUUUCUGUUUGAAUAAUGUGCAUUCAGGGAUUAAAAGCUGUGUCACUGCCCAUAAUGAUAAACCAUCUGCUGGUAGUCACUUCCUUUUUAAUACAACAUUGAGUUGCUAACUGCUAUCAUUAACAUGAUGUUCAACAAACCACUGAACGGACGAAUCAUUUUAAAAACUUGAAGAAAAAAAAUCUGUUGUCUUUUUUGUGAUCGGCACUGUGCACACUGUGACAGGGAGACAUUCCUUUCAAUCCUGUGCCAUUAUUUGGUUUCUGGUUUGACAUGAAAUAAUAAUAAUAGAAUAAUUAUAUCAUAGUAACCAGCAUUAGCUUUGCCUUAAUAUGUAGAGAUUUGCUACAAAGUGUUUGAAUGCCAAAUAAUCUUUCUGCUCCUGUGAAAUAACCGCAUGAUUGUCAUUUGUAUUACAUAUAAGAUCCUCUAUAUUUUUAUCAUUUCAAACUGAAUCCUGACGUGUGUUUAAACUUGAUUUGUGACAUGCUGCAGAUGUGAAGUUGUUUUCAAAAUGAAGUGUAACACUAGUGACUGUAAUGUAACCUGUUAUACUUUAUAUCUCAAGCAGCUUAGAUUCUAAGUUAUGGCACGUUAGAUUAUACAUUUUAUCCUGAUGAAAAAAAUAUUAUUCAAUGGAGCAAUAUUUAUAUUUAUCAUAGUGCUGCUAAUUAAUGAUGUAAUAUAUUUUACACAAAAAUUGUUCAGCAAAAAUGUACGCGAGAGUUUUUACAUUGAGCGAAGAACUUUGAAAGACGAGCAUAAGCUCUAUAAGGUCCUUAUGGUUUUGUAUGAUGAUUAAAAUGUUUUUUAUGUUGAAUUUCUCAAAUGCAUGGCACUUAAAAAAAUAAAUGAAAUUCAUUUCAAAUGAAAUGGUCUAAAAAACCAAAACAAUAAAUAUGAGAGAGAUUGUU